CUAAGUCAGCUGACCUGCGCAGAUGACUAUUGGCAGGCUCAGACGUAGGAAGAAGUUUGGGGAAACUAAAGUUUUGACUCUAUAAAUUACAUAAAGUUGAUUUUUCCCGCACUGUAUUGAGAAUAACUGAAAAUGGCUUCUUUUAUCAUCUGUGGUCCGAAAAUGGCUGCAUGUAUGCUGGUGUUGAGUAUGUGGGGAGUCAUAAUGCUGGCAAUGCUGGGGAUUUUCUUCAGCAUUCAUUCGGCUGUGCUGAUUGAGGAUGUGCCUUUAAAGGAGGAAGACCAUUUUGACACUCAAAACCCGCUGCAGAGCGCUUAUGCUGUCUAUAACCAAGUUGGCUACAACUGCUUCAUUGCUGCAGGAAUCUAUGUGGUGAUUGGAUUUGUGUCUUUCGUUCAGGUCCGACUCAACAAGCGCAACGAUUAUCUUGUGCGUUAGCACCAUCUGGUGGAGAAAUCCACCUCCUUGAAAGUGAUCUUACUGUAUUUCUUAUCUGUAUUUUAUUGCUCUGCCGGUGUUUUGAUAUUAUCUUAGGAAAUUGCUGUUGGUAUUUUAGCUGUAGUCGGAGUCAGUAUGUUGUGUUUUCACUGUGUCUUUUCUCUAUGUAAAGCUUUCUCAGGUUUAACAAAAAAGCCGGAUUGAUAUUUAUGGAAGGAUAACUGUUGUGUUUAGUUCUUAUAUUAUUACUCCUUAAGGCCUUCUACACACCAUGUAUAUUGUGGUCCAAAUGCUUUUACAUUUUAAGAAUUAAAAAAAGAAGUGCCACUGUUUGUUUGUCAGACAACUAGAUUAAAGUUUGCAUACAGCCGUAUCACACUGGAAUAAUAUUUAUAUACACACGAGUACAAAGUAGAAAUGAUCAUUGUCCAUGUAAUUAUUCAUGAUCCAUUAUUUUAUUUGUAACACUUUGUAAUUACAGAAAUAAAACUGUAGUUCCUAAUA
Messenger RNA from Hemibagrus wyckioides, 942 nucleotides. RefSeq names its product ribonuclease, RNase K a (gene rnaseka). Gene Ontology annotation, molecular function: RNA endonuclease activity. The coding region runs from base 133 to 438 and encodes 101 amino acids. Lineage: Eukaryota; Metazoa; Chordata; Actinopteri; Siluriformes; Bagridae. The transcript is spliced from 3 exons. The record is from RefSeq and is a predicted model, not a curated record.